CUCAGUCUCUCUCUCUCACACACACAGAGUGUGAGUGCAGGAAAAUGGAAAAAGCCAAAAUUUCUGGAAAUCGCUUCAGCUGUCCAUUGUGUCUGUAUCUCCUGAAGGAUCCUGUAACGAUUCCCUGUGGUCGCAGUUUCUGUAAGGUGUGUAUUAAUGACCGCUGGGAUCAGGAGGAUGCGAACGGCGUCUACAGCUGCCCCCAGUGUAAAGAGACUUUCUCCUCAAGGCUUGUUCUACGCACGAACGAGCAUUUGGCUAAGGCAGUGGAACUGAAGAAGAUUGAACUCCAAGCUGAUUCUUCUGCUCACUGUUACACUGGACCUGGAGAUGUGGAGUGUGAUUCCUCCACUGGGAGAAAAUACAAAGCUGUCAAGUCCUGUCUGGUGUGUCAGGCCUCUUAUUGUGAAGAACAUCUUAAACCUCACUAUCAGUCUCCUGCCUUUCAGAAGCACCAGUUAGUUGAAACCUUUGCAGAGCUCCAAAAGAAGAUCUGCUCUCAGCACCAUGAACUGUUCAAGAUCUUCUGUCGUACUGACCAAAGCGUCAUCUGUUAUUUGUGUGCAAUUGAGCAGCACAGUGGGCAUGAUACUGUUGCAGCUGAAAAAGAAAGAAAUGAAAAACAGAAUGAGCUAAAGGAGGAGCAGAUGAAAUCCCAGCAGAGGAUCCAGGAGAAGCAGAAGGAGGUGCAGGAGCUGAAACAGACUGUGGACACUAUUAAGAUGCAUUAUCAGGCAGCAGUAGGUGACAGUGAGAGGAUCUUUACUGAGAUGAUCAGCUCCAUGGUGAAAAAGCGCUCGGAGGUGACGGAGCUGAUCAGAGCUCAGGAGAAAGCUGACCUGAGUCGAGCUGAACGACUCCUGAAGCAACUGGAGCAGGAGAUUGCUGAUCUUCAGAGGAGAGUCACUGAACUGGAGCAGCUUUCACACACACACGAUCACAUCCACUUCCUCCAGAGUUUCCCGUCUCUCUGUGUUUCUCCUGGAUGUGACGACUCACCCAGCUUCACUGUCAAUCAACAUCUCUCGUUUGAUGGAGUGAGGAAAUCUCUCUCAGAUCUGAAAAAACGAGUCAAGGAAAUCUGUGAGGAGGAAUUCAACAAAAUCCGUCCACAAGCUGCAGCAGUUCAGAUGAUUUUACCCUCAAAACCAAAGAGCAGAGAAGAUUUCCUGCAGUAUUUCUGUUAUCUGACUCUGGAUCCAAACACAGCACAUCCUAACCUCAUUCUGUCUGAGAAGAACAGAGCGGUGACACACAGUGAGACAGAACAGGAAUACUCUGAUCAUCCAGAGGGAUUUGACUCCUGGCCUCAAGUGUUGUGUAAGGAGAGUGUGUGUGGACGCUGUUACUGGGAGGUGGAGUGGAGGGGUUAUGUGUCCAUAUCAGUCUCAUAUAAAGAGAUCAGCAGGAAAGGACGGGGUUAUGAGUGUGUGUUUGGAUUCAACAGUCAGUCCUGGAGUCUGUAUUGUUUUUCUUCCUCUGUCUGUUUCCGACACAACAACAUUAAGACUGAUCUCCGAGGUCCAUCACCCUCCAGAAUAGGAGUGUAUGUGGAUCACAGUGCAGGAACUCUGUCCUUCUACAGCGUCUCUGACACGAUGAGGCUCCUCCACAGAGUCCACACCACAUUCACUCGGCCUCUAUACGCUGGGGUCGGGACUGGUUCUGACGCAUCUGCGAGGUUUUGUGAUCCGAUGAAAAAAUGAAAUGUUGGUAAAAGUUGAAAUGUUUAGUAAAAUUAUAACUGAGGUGUCAAAUUGAAUUUAUCCCUGAAAUACAAAGACACUUUUGUGUGCAGAAACUGUGGCACUAAUGAAUUAUUAUUUUCAAAGUGCAUCUGUUUUAUAGAUUAAUCAUGAAUAAGUUCCAUAAAUAAAUGUCUUAAUGCAGAAUGUAAGAUAUUUCUAGAAAAAAAUGUUAUCAGACUAUUUUAAA
Neoarius graeffei (lesser salmon catfish) is the source of this 1935-nucleotide messenger RNA. RefSeq names its product tripartite motif-containing protein 16-like. Bases 45 to 1706 code for a protein of 553 amino acids. The transcript has 6 exons. Gene Ontology annotation, molecular function: protein binding; zinc ion binding. Lineage: Eukaryota; Metazoa; Chordata; Actinopteri; Siluriformes; Ariidae. The record is from RefSeq and is a predicted model, not a curated record.